This is a messenger RNA of Penicillium malachiteum, 786 nucleotides long. RefSeq lists its product as uncharacterized. Bases 1 to 786 code for a protein of 261 amino acids. The transcript has a single exon. The record is from RefSeq and is a predicted model, not a curated record. Lineage: Eukaryota; Fungi; Ascomycota; Eurotiomycetes; Eurotiales; Aspergillaceae.
AUGACACAGGUCCAUACCCUUGAGGAAUACCUCCGUACUCUUGAGGUGUCUACUGCUGAUACGCCUGCGGAUCGCCCGAGACCCAAUGCGGCCCGCCCUGCCCCACACAAUCAAUCAGGCACCGCAAAAUCCGCCACUGUGACAUCCACUACUGAGCAUGUUUCUACCUCCACCCGGAACCUAGUGUCCCCACGACCGGCCUGCUUCUCGGCCUAUGCUCGGCAGGAUCUCCACCCUUCGAUUAAGACUGGCAGGACAGUCAAAGUCCCUGACCCGCCCAUGCUAGAUGAUGGAAAGAAACCGACUUUUAAAGAGUGGGUUACAAAGAUGCGUGACAAACUCUUGCUUGAAGCUGCCCGAUUCCCUUCGGAUGAACAUCAGAUCGCCUAUGUCUCAAGCCGCGUGAAGGGUGAUGCCGCUCGUCAUGUGACGAGCCAAAGAUAUCACAAAUCUCUUUCUCCCUAUGACAGUGUCGAAGACAUAUUUACGCACUUGAGCUCGAUCUUUGAGAACCCAAACCGUGAGCGUGAGGCCCGGCGCCAGUAUAAAAACCUGGCAAUGGGAGAGGAUCAGUCUUUCCAGGCAUUCAUUUCCGAGUUCCGUCUCCUCGCUUCUGAAGGGAAUAUCUCCAAAGCGAGCUUGAAGAAUGACUUCUGGGACCGAGUCACUGAACCUCUCCGUAUGGCCACCCUGCACCUCCUUACCGACUCUAAGGUCACCUUUGACGACCUUGCAGCCACUAUGGCGCUUUAUAACAGUGAUAUGAAUCACAACCUUACCAUUUAA